AUGCUCGCCAAGGUACAGAUCCUGCAGAAGAAGUGCUCAGGACAAGCGCACUCUACUGUGAGCGUGAUGUUGUUAACCUAUGGAUAUCAAAGUCCUACGAUGGUAGACACUGUCGAAGUGCAGGUAGGCCGUGGACUUGAUGUUUCCAAGGAGUCAGACAUCCGACGCUUCCACGCUUCGCAUAAUGAAAUCACAGUUUCAAUGAAAGUUAAGACGCAGUCUGCCACUCCAUUCAAACGCCCGUUUCCAAUACCCGAAUGCCCUAUUGGAAAAGACGUUCUCAACGAAGGUCUACCGGCCGGCACGUUCCUGUCAAUACGCAUGCUUUGGCAACCUUCACUAGUCUUAACGCAUCCAUGUUACAGAGUGCCACCUUGCGUCAAGAUAUGCCCAAGCUACAGGGCGACCGAAUGGAGAAAGGGUCUUACGCCGAAAAGGCGAUCACAUUCCUCACGAGCGGGCAUGCGGCCGCUGAAACAUGCUAGGCACCAAUCACCCUUGCUACCAUCGGAGUUCAAUGCGGGCGUCACGAACCAUUCGCAAGAAACUCGUUCAAUCCGUAUUUGGAACAACGCUAAGAUCGUUAAACACCUACAUCUCGAUUCAUCACUCAGAGCGCCCAAAAUGAUAAGAUCCAAGAUGGGAAUUGGUGGGAUUGAAGUUUCUUUGGCUAUAAUUGUGAAACUCGGAGCCAUUCGGCUUGCUAGUUGGAAGGAUGUUUUUAGCUGGAUUUGCGUCCGUAUUAAUAUUAUCGGUGGUGGAUUAUCAGCUGGUCUUGCCGGUUAUCUAGCGUACGGUAGAGGAGUCCAUGAGGCGUGUUCUCUGAACAUGGCAGUUAGUUUUAGUUCCACGAUCAUUUGGUGGGGUGGUAUCCUCAAUGAUGUGGAAGUCGGCAGAAACAGUAAUAUCAAGAUUGAACAGAAGCCUGAAUCUACUGAAGGGAGGCAGCUGCCUGCGUCGGCGUACUGGCCUGCAGGCGGUGAUUUCUGCAUAGAAAAUCUGACCUGUCUUUCCACAUCAAAUCAGGUGAAUGCGUUGCUAUUGGUGGCGUCCCCAACCUGCUUCUACUUAGCUAAUCCAAAUUUACUGGGGCGAACUCGAAAGGCGCUUGCCGCAUACGAGUGCGUACAGGACAACUCCAAAACUCCAUACAUCAACCUCUGGACCUACGCAGACCUUGGCAUUAAGGAGCUGAAGAGCCACGAAGUAUGGUGA
This is a messenger RNA of Suillus subalutaceus, 1215 nucleotides long. RefSeq lists its product as uncharacterized. The transcript is spliced from 13 exons. Bases 1 to 1215 code for a protein of 404 amino acids. Lineage: Eukaryota; Fungi; Basidiomycota; Agaricomycetes; Boletales; Suillaceae. The record is from RefSeq and is a predicted model, not a curated record.